AUGCGCGAUGCUAAACAAUUGGGAGGAUCUGUUAUUAAUAUAACUUCAAUAGCUGCCCUAAAUCGAGUAGUAGUACCAGGGACUCUUGCUUACGCUUCUUCAAAGAUGGCUCUUGACAUGGUCACUAAGAUAAUGGCUCUUGAAUUGGGAGUAGACAAGAUCAGAGUGAACUCAAUAUCACCAGGAAUAUUCAAAUAUGAGAUAACAGAUCUGAGCCUUUUUCAACAAAAAUGGUUACAUAAAUUUCUUUAUAAAACCCUCCCUCAGAGAUUUGUUGGAACCACAGAUCCAGCUUUAACAUCAGUAAUUCGAUAUUUGAUUCAUGAUUCUUCUGAAUAUGUAACGGGCAAUAUCUUCAUUGUCAAUGGUGGAGGUACCUUACCAGGUGUUCCCAUUUUUCCAUCAUUGUAA
Solanum verrucosum is the source of this 411-nucleotide messenger RNA. RefSeq lists its product as uncharacterized. The record is from RefSeq and is a predicted model, not a curated record. NCBI's taxonomy places the organism in Eukaryota, Viridiplantae, Streptophyta, Magnoliopsida, Solanales, Solanaceae. Gene Ontology annotation, molecular function: oxidoreductase activity.